AUGAUUCUGAAGAAGAAAUUGAGUUGUUUUUGGACAUUAGGUCUCUGCCUGGUAGCCAGUAAGUCGUCUCCCAAAGUCCCCUCCAUCACAGAUCCGACAUUUAUAGACCAGGCCGUCAAAGCUCACAAUGAAAUGCGUGGUAAAGUCUGGCCCACCGCAGCCAACAUGAAACACAUGAGUUGGGAUGAAGCUUUAGCGAAGACUGCUAAAGCAUGGGCGAACAAGUGCUUAUUUGGACACAACCCCUGUUUACCAAAGUCACUUCAAUGCCAUCCAACUUUUCAGUACAUUGGAGAAAAUACCUGGUUAGGGCCAUUACGCAUCUUUACACCAAGAUGUGCAGUUGAAGCCUGGUAUAACGAAAGUCAAUUUUAUGAUUUUAAUAGUCUAUCAUGUUCCAAAGUUUGUGGCCAUUAUACACAGGUAGUUUGGGCCAAUUCAUAUAAAAUUGGUUGUGCAGUUGCAAUCUGUCCUAACCUUGGGGGACCUGACACUGCAAUAUUUGUAUGUGACUAUGGGCCUGCGGGAAAUUAUCCAAAUAUGCAUCCUUAUGCUAACGGAUCAUCCUGCUCUAUGUGUGAAGAAGGAGAAAUUUGCACAAAGAAACUCUGCCAAAAUAAAGACCUUGAUAAACUUCAAUCAUAUCCAAAUUGGAAUCCAGAAGGGAUAGCACCUCAGCUGGCAGCAUGUAGUCCACUGUACCUAAUUUCUGUUCUUCUAAGAAUAUUUUAA
Phacochoerus africanus (Common warthog) is the source of this 732-nucleotide messenger RNA. It is a transcript of the gene GLIPR1L1, whose product is annotated as GLIPR1 like 1. Gene Ontology annotation, cellular component: extracellular region. NCBI's taxonomy places the organism in Eukaryota, Metazoa, Chordata, Mammalia, Artiodactyla, Suidae. The transcript is spliced from 6 exons. The coding region runs from base 1 to 732 and encodes 243 amino acids. The record is from RefSeq and is a predicted model, not a curated record.